This is a messenger RNA of Entrophospora sp. SA101, 313 nucleotides long. The record is from the annotation of a GenBank genome assembly. NCBI's taxonomy places the organism in Eukaryota, Fungi, Glomeromycota, Glomeromycetes, Entrophosporales, Entrophosporaceae.
AACGGAAUAUUGCUGCCCUGAAGCAGGUAGAUAUUUCAAAGGUGAAAAUGAUACAAAAAUUCUAAAAGAGAGUGGAAUCAAAUCACCAAAAAUGCUAAAAGACAUGUUUGUUUGUCUUGGUAAUUCAAUAGAUCAUUUUUCCAGAAUUACUAAUAAUGUUAUUGAGAUAAUGGUUGAUAAAAAUUACAAAAGAAUUGUUGAAAUAUUAAGACAGAUGAAAAAUAGUGAUAUUUCAGAAAUUUUAGUGUCUCAACAUGAAAAACAAGGAUGGAUAAUCAAUGUUGAUAAAUCGUCAUUUAUUUUGUUAAAAUGA